Molecule: messenger RNA, 2939 nt
Organism: Camellia sinensis
Lineage: Eukaryota; Viridiplantae; Streptophyta; Magnoliopsida; Ericales; Theaceae
Source: RefSeq, a predicted model, not a curated record
AUAUAAUAAUAAAUCUAAUUGAAUCGUAAAUAAUAAAAAAAAAUCUAAUAAAAUCUAUAAAAUGAAUAUAUUUUUAUAUUUUAUAUUAUUUAAUAUAUAUACAAACACUUCCUACCAACGAUUCUUGGAAUGUCUACGAUUCUCCGCUUCCGCUUCCGCUCCCGCUCUCGCUCCCGCUCCUGCUUCGUGCAACUAAGGCACAAAGUGAUUGGCAUGAUGGUUUGUAUGCUUUGCUAACUUCCCUCAAGUUUAACAGGCUUUCCGCUUUUAACUCCUAAGAAUCUUUGUGAUGGUAUCAAGAAGGGAGCAAGGAUAAAGUCGAGCUUAAAUGAAAGAGGCAGAAGUCAAUGUGUCAAAGGCCUACAGCAUCUCUCCUUUUGUUCUUAAAAGGCAAUUCUAGAGCAAGGGGUUUCGAGCAAUGACUCACAAGAAACUUAAUAGUAAGAAAAACAAAAUGCUAUUUAUAUCGGCAACAGUGUGGCAUAUAUAAGAGAGACGAGUAGAGAGAGUACUGAUCUUUUAUUUUUGCACUGUCUUAUGGCGUUAGUGCUAUUUUUGCUACAUCUGGCAAUGUUGAAUUGGGUGGUACCUUCUUGUGUACAUUUAUAAGCAUUGAUUUUAGUGGCAUUGGUUCUAAUAUGAAGUUAUAGAUUUUUUGGAGAUGUGUACUUUGUGUGGUGUUUUAGGUGAUUUGGUUGGAGAGGAACUCUAGAGUCUUGAAGGAAAAAUCAGAAGAUAUCGGAGGCUUAUGGGAUAUGAUUUUCUAUUUGGCCUCUUUUUGGACUUGGGUGUCUCCUAGUUUCAAGGGGAUUCCUCCAUUUUUUAUUAGUAGAGAUUGGAGAGCUGCCGUAUGUGAUAUGUAAUUUAUUGGUUUUUCUCUAUUUUUGUGGUGGAGUUCCUGUACUCCUUGCAUUUUUUUUAUAACUGUAGAACUCAACUCUUUUUCUUUAAUAAAAUUGUCUUUAUUACUAAUCAAAAAAAUAAAAUAACGCUGCGAACUUUUAUCACUGACAGUUCUAUAGAUAAAAGGAUGGAGUGUAAUAAAUUUUUAGGGGCGCAAAUAUAGUUUAAUGCUCUGAAAUAUUGGAAUGCUAUUUUGAUUUAUAGUUUAGUGGUUCUACUAGAAUGACUGUUGUAAUGGUUUAGAUUAUGCAUAACAUGUGUUUUCUCCAACAAGUAUGAUAUUUGGAUAUGAGAAUCAGAUUACUCAUGAUGACUUCAAGGGAUUAUUCAAAUGUGUAAUUUAUUUAUUUUUUCUUUUUGAGUUGGCAACUGCGUAGUUUACCCCUACCAUUGUAAAGAAGGUCAGGACAUUAUUUUUUUUCCAGCAUCAAACAAUGUGUAUUCAGGUUAAAUAAUAAAUUGUUGAGUUCAAAAUUAUUACCAAAGGUUUUGAAAGAUUGGUAUAUAUUACUGUUGUUACAGAUAAUAUAGAGUAUACUGAUUGAUAUACAUGGACGAGUAUUCUGGUAAACGAGCUGUUGGUGGGCUUGUUAUCCCCAGGAAGGGAUCGGGUCUUGUUUCGAGAGAUACAGCUGAAAGUAGGGAUAAAGAUGCUGAAUUCUGCAACCGACUCGGAUGCAAUGGCAGACUUAAUCAUACCAGAAGUACCCAAAAUGGUUCUGAAAAAUUCAAAUCAUCAAGGCCUUCUUUCCAUGCUUCUACUGGCAAGCAGAUAAAUGGAAGUUCUACUAGAACUUGUUCUAUGGUAACCAACACAAGAAAAUUUCUUCAGGAAUCCCGGAAAAAGAUAUCUUCUCAAUUAGAAACAGAUUCAUGCGAAACAAGUAGUAGUAGUGUUCAGGAUGAGCCAGAAGUGUUGGAGCUUGAUAAUGCUGAGUCUAGCAAAGUUAGAUUGAUGGAAGUGGGGAGCUCUAGUAUAGCAUCAAAUAGUAAGCCUAGGAAUGUAUUUCGGCAGAAGUCUGUUUUAGGCACCCGAGAUACUCUGUUGGGUUCCUCUGUUCCCUUGGCAUGUAAAAGUACUUCCCAGGGGGCAAGAAAUGGUUUGAGAAAUCUUAGAUGCAACUCAACAUCUGAUGUUGUCCCUUCAGGUGGUUCAUCGUCUGAAUCAAAUCUCAAUCGAAGAAAGGAUAUGGUUAAAAAGAGAAAUCCUGAGGUAGAAAGUAGCUCCUCUGGUAGAGGUAAGAAGAUGAGUGGACCAUUGUCAGAAGACAGCCGUAGUUCAACAUCUAGCAAUGGCAUCUCUAUUUCUGAUUCAAGACGAACCAGAAACUGGCCUCCUGGUGGGAAUAAUGGUGUUGGAUCGGUUCGAACUCGGAGGUCAAUUAAUGGUAACACUAGGACUAGGGUUUGUAAUCAAGGAAAUGGAAACAGUUUGGCACCAAUGGAGCUUUGUAUUGGGACCUCACAGGUGGCUCCACCAGAAACAUCCAUUGGUUUGGAUGUUCCCAGUUCAUCACGUCAAUUUUCAGCUGAAGCUUCUUUAAGUCAUUCAACUUCUUGUAGGAGUCCAAUUGGUCCUUCAGAACUUGGCAUUACUCGUUCAUUAAUUAGUCGUGAUGGCUUUCAACGAUAUAACAUGGAUGGGAUUGCAGAGGUACUGUUGGCACUCGAGAGGAUUGAACAAGAUGAGGAGCUAACAAAUGAGCAAUUACUUGCCCUUGAGACAAAUUUAUUCCUUGGUGGCCUUGGUUUCUAUGAUCAACAUAGAGAUAUGAGACUGGACAUUGAUAACAUGUCAUAUGAGGAAUUAUUAGCUCUAGAAGAGAAGAUGGGUACUGUGAGCACAGCUCUAUCAAAAGAAGCACUAUUGAAAUGUCUUAAGAGAAGCAUCUAUCUGCCUACAUCUCCUGAGGAAGAAGCCAUGAGAUGCAGUGGGAAUGAAGAUAUCAAAUGCAGUAUUUGUCAGGUUUUGUUCCUAUGAAUAUAGACUACUAUGCUUUCUCAUUCUCAAAUGUCUUAAGGUUAGUUUUUUUGUU